AAUAGCACUGAAAAUCAGACGAUUGAUGCUCAGUGUUAUAAGAAUGAAUAUUUUUCGCUUUGUUUCGGUCAUAGCAUGGAAACCGCUUUCAUUUCGACAAGGUCUGCUCGCUCGGACAAUUUCAGGAAACGGAUUUGCCACACAGAACGGUAAAUCACCCGAAACGAACGUAGUUGUUCCGAAAGCAUAUCAAUUGCGCUCGCGUAAAAAAAGCGGGUUCGCUAACGAUGAUUCUUCGCAUAAAAUAGACAGAGAGAUCUCCAAGACUUUGUCCGACAAGGGGAAUGGAUUUUCAGAAAGCGAGAAGGGCACUGUCAAAGCAGUUUCCGCGGAAAACAAGGACAUUUACAAUGCUACGUUUGAAAAGUUACCAAAGAAGCCACCAGGACUGUUCGGCUUGUUUGUGAAAGAGAAUUAUUCCAAAGUCCAAGCCGGGAUGACACCAGGAAUUAGUGCACAAGAAGUCAUGCCAGCGUUGUCCAACAAGUGGAGAAAUCUUCCACACAAAGAGAAAGAGCGAUUAAAACAAAAACACCAAGCGAUACAAGAGGAAUACAAACAACACGUUAUUAGCUUUAGGCAAGGAUUAUCAACAGAGGAGAGGGCUUAUCUGGAUGAAAAACAUGGCCCAAAGAUGAGACAACUUGAUAAAGAAAGACGUCAUUUCUUAGGAUACCCCAAAAGCCCGCCAUCUCCUUUUAUUCUUUUUAUGCAUAGGUCCGCAGAAGGCUUGAAAAGUGUGUCUGUGAUUGAGCGAGCAAAAAUGCUUGGACAAAAAUGGAAGGAAAUGUCUGAGGAAGAGAAAGAAACGUACUUCGAGGAAAACCGUAAAGCACAUGAACAAUACAACAAGGACAUCGCUAAAUGGAAGGAGAAAUACUCAGAAGUUGCGUAACUAGGAAUAUUCAAUUUAUUUUGAUUGUUAACUUAAUGCUGAUAUUGUGCCGUGAUACGAGGUUGAAUAAUAUUCAAAAUUAAUAAAUAUUUCAAAGGUUGCAUUACCCACACACGGCUUACUUAGCGGUUUUCCAAGGAUUUGGCUGCCAGGCAAAUUUUGCCAACCCCCAAUCCGUGGACCUGCGGCAAAUACUGAUAUGUAAGUUAAAUAAGCACUGGCUUGUUACACGUAAAAUCGUCCAGGAAUAUCGAAUACACUCGAACUCAAAUCAUGCACUUCCCUUGACAUGCUUUUCCAGUUAC
Molecule: messenger RNA, 1200 nt
Organism: Orbicella faveolata
Lineage: Eukaryota; Metazoa; Cnidaria; Anthozoa; Scleractinia; Merulinidae
Product: transcription factor A, mitochondrial-like
Source: RefSeq, a predicted model, not a curated record